Messenger RNA from Amphimedon queenslandica, 589 nucleotides. RefSeq names its product arginine-hydroxylase NDUFAF5, mitochondrial-like. The transcript has 6 exons. Gene Ontology annotation, biological process: mitochondrial respiratory chain complex I assembly. Gene Ontology annotation, cellular component: mitochondrion. Gene Ontology annotation, molecular function: S-adenosylmethionine-dependent methyltransferase activity. The record is from RefSeq and is a predicted model, not a curated record. The annotation marks the transcript as partial. Lineage: Eukaryota; Metazoa; Porifera; Demospongiae; Haplosclerida; Niphatidae.
UCACAAAGUUCUGCUCCUCCUGAUGUGCCUACUUAUCGUGUAGUGGCAGAUGAAGAAUUUUUACCAUUUAAGGACAAUCAGUUUGAGCUCGUAACUAGCAGCUGCAGCUUGCAUUGGGUCAAUGACUUACCCAGAGCUUUCACUGAAAUACAGAGAGUCUUAAAACCUGAUGGCUGCCUGAUUGGUGCAAUGUUUUCUGGUGACACACUCUUUGAGUUGAGGUGCUCAUUACAAAUUGCACAAGAAGAGAAUGAAGGAGGACUCUCACCUCAUGUCUCGCCGUUUGUAGAAUUAAGUGAUAUAGGUGGCGUAUUAACAAGAUCAGGAUUUGUAAUGACCACUUUGGAUGUUGAUGAAAUAGUAGUCAAUUAUCCUGGUAUCCAUGAACUUAUGCAUGACCUUAAAGGUAUGGGGGAGAACAAUGCCGUCAAACACAGGCCAAACUAUAUCAGAAGAACAACACUCAAAAGAGCAGCUGAAAUAUACAAGAGUGAUUAUGGCAAUGAAGAUGGAAGUGUACCAGCGACAUUUCAGUUAUUGUAUUUCAUAGGAUGGAAGCCAGACCCUUCACAAGUGGGUCCUGCUAAGC